Molecule: messenger RNA, 792 nt
Organism: Dentiscutata erythropus
Lineage: Eukaryota; Fungi; Glomeromycota; Glomeromycetes; Diversisporales; Gigasporaceae
Source: the annotation of a GenBank genome assembly
AUGACAUCUUCCUCUCGAAUAUAUCAAACUCCAGAUAGCGUUAGAAAUGAAGAAUCAGUUUUCACAGGAAUGGAAAAAAAAGAUCAUAAUAAAAGAAUUAUUACAUUAUUAAUUCUUGCUCCAUUAUGGACCCUUGUAUUUACCGUAAUUCCGGUUGUCGUUAAAGUUAACGGCAUUGGUGCUGAUAUUUAUAGAUUUGUUGAACCAAUAGUUUCAUUACCACUAAACUAUUUUAUUUUGGCAUCCUCCGAAAUAUUUGACCAUAAUAGUGAUAGUAAACCUUUUGUUUGGGGCUUAUCUGAACGUGGAUUUUUAAACGUAUGGUUUAUGGUCGCAGCUGCAUUUUACGCACAAGGUGCUGGAAUGCAUUCUACUGCAAUCCUUGCAAAGCAUUGGCUAAAUGAUUUAAUCGCUGCAAAACCUGAUAUUGUAACAUCAUAUCCCGAAGUGAACGAUAUGCUAUAUUAUUUUCAAACGACACUUGAACAUGUGAUCGGUCAUUAUAUGUACGCUUUCGGUUCAGCUCUAAUAUCUUGGUCACAUUUGUUUGCUUAUCGACGUCAAGUACACAAAGAAAUCGAAUCCAGAAGUAGAUUAGCAUUUUGGAUUUUAAGUGGAAUUACUUAUUCUCUUAUUUUAGGAGGCGUAGCGAUUGAAUUUCCAAAAGGUAAAAGAUUGGUACUCCAGUCUUAUCUUAUUGGUUAUUUUAUCGCUUUCUUUAUAAUUGUGAUUUGGGUGAUUGCAAUUGGUGGAUUUAAAGAUAGAAAGAGUGCCGGAGUUCUAGCAAAUUAG